GGUUGAAUUGGAGAGAGGGAAUGAGAAAAAUGGGUAGGCAGAACGAUAGAAAGAGAGACUGUUUAAGUGACAGAAGGGACAGAAGAAAAAGGGAACGUAUUUGUCUCCUAUUACUUAUUGCAAGUGAUCAGCUUUGGUUUUCAUUCCACACUUGUAGAAGUGCACAUUUGUUGGAAUUAUAAGUGGAGGAAUAUUUGACUGCUACUAAAGAGCCGACACUUGUCACUGCACAUCCAGCACUUAAUAAAUAGGAUCUUCAAGGGAGUGAUGAAGUGAACAAAAAUCCAACAGACAUGGACACACUGAACAGGAACAUUCCUGAUCAUGGCCGACAAACUCAUCAGGUGCUUCAGAGUACCCCACUGGACCUAAUUGAGACCGGUAAGAUUCUGAAAGUUCAAGCAGAGCGUCCUCAUUUAGUCAGUUUGGGAAGUGGACGUCUAAGCACAGCCAUCACACUGUUACCCUUACCAGAAGGGAAAACUACUCUAGGCCAUGGGAACACUGACAUCAAUAUCCAGGGUCCAGGAGUGGCUGCCCUGCACUGUUACAUUGAAAACCAGGCAGGAGCCAUCACCCUCUUUCCAUGUGGCAACCCCUGCACCAUGGACGGCCUGGCAAUCACAAAACCUGUUCGACUGUCUCAAGGGUGCAUGCUUUGUUUUGGACAGUCUGCCUUUUUCCGCUUUAACCACCCAGAGGAGGCUCUCAGGAUGAAGAGUAUGAUGCCAGUUGGAAAUUCUGACCCCAUCAGCACCUACAAAGGACAUUCAGAUCCUCUUGGACUGCCCAAUGGCAACAAUCAGCCUGCUCCACACAAGAGGGUUCAUCCAGGGCACAGCACUAUGACCCAUUCUAUAGACAAGGACCUCCAAAACAUUAUGAACUCUCUUACUAUGACUGAUUCUAACUUCUCCUCCUUGGUGGCUGGAAAACUUUCCGAGCACCCCAUUCCGCAGUCGCCUCUUUCCCCAAUGUCGAAUGGAGGAGGCCGGUAUGCCUGUGCAUCUCCAACCAGCCCUGGAGCCAUGUCAGUGGGUUCUAGCUACGAAAACACCACUCCUCCCUUCACUCCUAUUUCAUCUCCAUCGGUCGCCAGCAGUCCUGGCCCUCGUGUGGACCCUGCAAACUCUUCACAUUCUACUUUCUGCCACAAUAAAGUCCAACCACCAAUUCCACAGCCACGACACACAGUACCUCAGAAUGGCAGUAGUAGUGGAGUUCGAAAAGUUCAGGAAAGUCCUAGACUUUCAAGGAAAGCCCUGACAGAGGCUCCAUCAAGUCCCACAGCCAGUCGUCUAAGCCAAAUCCAGGAUCAUCAGGCCAGAGGGGGUGUCUCUUUUGGGUCUGUGGGAUUUGGAGAUCCAGGCAGGGCCAACCUUGCCAUGUUCAUGGGUUCAUCCUCCUCUGCUUCAUCCAGUCCUCGGUCUAGUGUGGGCUCCUCUCUGCAGGAAACUCCUCCAGUUGAUUUCAGCACUUACACAAACUCAUUCUCAAUGUUUCCUGCAGAAAGUCCUAAGUCCACACGCCGAAUCAUCGAAUCAUCUAAUGGCACUUCAGUCCGAGAACGUCCCCCACCAAGUCCCUCCUCACCACGGCGUGGGUUGCAGGGAGUCCCUGUUCUAACUGGAGCCUUACAUGGAGUUCCCCUCUCCACUCGCAGCCAGUCCGGAAAGGGUGUAUCGGAUAGCCCUCGACCCCACAGACAAAUCACAACGGGGGAAGACGCCACUGGAACAAGGGGGCUACGUGCCAGAAGCCCUUCCCCUGUAUCUGGUCAUCAGAGGGACCACACUGGUGGAAGUGGAGGGAGGCAAAAUGGGAGUAUUGGAGCUACACAGAGUUCAGUGUUGACCACCAAGGUUGAAGUGUCUCCCGUCACCAGCCCUCACAGCCAGAGGAAGACCACCAAGGAGUCACGGGCUGUCCAACCGCGAAUGCGGGAACGCAAAAACAGCAUCUCAGAGAUCAGUGACAAUGAGGAUGAACUGCUCGAGUACCAUCGCUGGCAGCGUGAGGAGAGGAUGAAAGAGCAAGAAAUGGAGAGACUGGAGCGACAGAGGCUGGAGACCAUCCUGAGUCUGUGUGCUGAGUAUAACAAAGGCGAUUUACCAGCCGGCAUGGAAAUGCCUAGGACGGGACAGUUCCCCGGAACAGAGGUGGGGUCUUUCCAACGACCUGGCCCUGACCUGAUGGGUGUGUCCCCACGAACUAACAGUCAACGAUUAGGAGAAGCCGAUGAUGAGAAUCUGCAAGAGGAGUGUAGCAGUACUGAGAGUCAGCACCAGGAACAUGAGGACACAGCAGGUCUGGGACAACAGGAGUUAGGUUAUCUGGUGGAGGAGCGCAUCAGGAUUCUUGCUCGAGUGGAUGAGCUGAAAGCCCAAGUCACUGAGCUGGAGCAACAGCUUCAGGACUCCAGACAGGAGGCUGAGAUGGAGCGGGCAUUGCUGCAGGGCGAAAGGAAGGCUGAAUUAGAUCAAGUGGAAGCAGAGUUAGGACUUAUCAAUCAGCUUGAGCUCAGACUAAGUGAAGUGGAGAGAAAUGUUCAGAGAGAGAAAGAGAAGGGAAAAGCUAAUAUCUCAGCCGAGCGUGAUGUCCUGACCAGGCUGAGAGGCGGAUACAGUGAGCUGAAGAGCCAGCUACACAAAUGCCCUGAGUCUCUGAGGGAGCACAUACAGGAACAGCUUGCCAGGAAGGCGGAGGCUCUCGAGUCGAGCUCUAAGCGCUUUGAGGACCUGGAGUUUCGCCAGCUGGAGCGCGAGAGCAGUCUGGAGGAGGAGAAAGAGACGCUGAGCCGGCAGCUGCUACAGGAGAAGGCAGAGUAUCAGCGCAGCGUGGCAAGGCGGAAGGAAAAAAUGGCUGCACUUGAGAUUCAUGCCAACCAGCUAGGUGUGCAAGCUGCUCAGGACUGUGAGAGGAUGGCAAAAGACAGAACUAUGGCCCUGCAAAUGCUGCAAAAGGAAAAGGAGAGGCUGACUGCACUGGAAAAGAGAUACCAAAGCCUGACAGGAGGAAAGAGCUUUCCUAACAUAUCCACCACCAUGAAAGAGGAAGUGCUACAUAUCAACGAACCUGACCUUUUAAGCGAAGUCCCCCCUCAACAGCCUCCGGUCCCUGUUCCCAGUACCCAAAGCUCAGCCUCGCACUCCUGUCCAAUCAGGCCUCAGGAGGAGUACCUCAAACUUUCAGAUGUAGUUAAGAUGUAUGGCAGUGGUUGUGUUUCAACCCAAGCUACCUCCCCUGCUUCUACCAAUCCAUGCCAUUCUCUUGCUGUAACACCAGAUACCCCUUGUGAGGAAUAUGUGACAGUUAGUCAGUUGAACCAGAUCUUCGGGAUGCCCAAGGUUGAUCCUUCUACAAUGACACCUAUCCAAUCAUUCCAAGCUUUAGGAGCUGACCCUGCUCUUUCUAGCAACAUGUCACAGUGUGACCCUGCCCAGGAGGCUGAGAGGUGCAGGCCUUUACCACCCAGGCUGGAUUUAGAGCGCUGGUACCAGGACAUCAUGGCAGCAGGGGAGCCUAGCCAUGCUUGUCCUCCCCCUCUCCCAGCUAAGUCUUUCUCCACCCGUAAGCCUACCCAGAUGUACAAGUGUAAGCAGGAUAGUAUGUCCUCACAGCCCAACACUCCAAAGUCAGGCAGAAACACUCCAACAAAGAGUCUGCCAGACUUUUCGACCUCGUACCCUGAGUCUGACAAGAAACUUGCACUUGACGGCAAAGGGUUUCAAACAUGUGGUGAUUCCAGAAUUCGCACCCCUGAUCCAAAACAGAGGUUUGAACUGGAACCACAGUGCCACUGGGGGGCACCUCAGGGCUCUUGUUUUUAUUCCCAACUAAACGGCCCCUACCCUGCCGCAGCAGCCCCUAUAGUGCACCAUUCCAUCCUUCACCACCAGACACCUCCUGCAGGUGGCCCAGCGUACGACACACUGAGUCUGGAGAGCUCGGACAGCAUGGAGACCAGCGUAUCCACCGGCAACAACUCCGCCUGUUCACCUGACGGUGGCAGCGGCUUGGCUGGGAUGAGGCUGGAAGAAAUGGAGAAGAUGUUGAAGGAGGCUCAGCAGGAAAAAGCGCGACUGGUAGAGAGUCGCGAGAGGGAGACUCAGGCACGAAGGCAGCUGCUGGAAGAAGAGAGAAAAAGGCGAGAGGAGGUGGAGAGGAGGCUGCAGGAAGAGACGGCGCACAGACAGAGACUAGUGGAGGAGGAGGUCAAGAUGAGAGAAAAACAAAGCUCCCAGGCUCGUCCAAUGACUCGCUACCUACCGAUUAGGAAGGAGGAGUUUGACCUGCGCUCUCAUGUGGAGUCAGCAGGACACUGCGUGGACACCUGUCCCUUUGUUAUCAUCUCAGAGAAAAUGUGCAAAGGACACUUGGUGAAAAUGGGUGGCAAAAUCAAGUCAUGGAAGAAGCGCUGGUUCGUCUUUGACAGAUUAAAGAGGACCUUCUCCUAUUACGUUGACAAACAUGAGACCAAGCUGAAGGGGGUCAUUUAUUUCCAGGCUAUUGAGGAAGUCUAUUACGACCACCUACGUAGUGCCACUAAGAGUCCGAAUCCAUCCCUCACUUUCUGUGUGAAGACCCAUGAUCGGCUGUAUUUCAUGGUGGCACCUUCUCCAGAGGCCAUGCGGAUAUGGAUGGAUGUGAUAGUCACAGGAGCUGAAGGCUACACACAGUUUAUGACCUGAGGGAAACAUGACUGAACACUCAGCUGCAAGAGUGUGAGUGGGCAAGACACGUCAGACAGGAAGUCCGAUCUGUAGGAGAAUUCAUUCUUUCCGCUGAUAUCUGAACUCGAGCCGCACUGCAGCCGCCCACGCUGAUUGAUUUGUGUGUCAUCUGGAUUGGAUGGAGUUGAAUGAAUGCAUAUUGACCGGAGGAGGACAGGGUGCUGCAGGUAGGAAGAUAACAGGGUGCUGCUUAUAAAAAGCCGUGCAGGAGACUGUGAUAAAACAUUUUGUUACUCGGUCACUCGUUUAAAAACUAGGAAUUUCAUAAUCCGUUUGGGUCUAUAUGUGCCAACAUUUCCAUGCCAUCACUUCGCCUUGCAUUCACUGGUUUAAUAAAAUGGAUCACAAGUCAAAUCUUAGAUUUUAGACUUUUCUAUGUUUAAUGUUUAAAAUCACUGAUGCUUUUUUAUUUGAACAUUUAUACUUUACGUACUUUAUGUAUACUUCAUUGCUGUUAACAGUAUUCUGUUGUGUAUCUUUGUAACUCAAAGUAUCAUAAAAACUUAUAUUCCUUAUAAAUGAGUCAGUAACACAUGUUUAUGUCUAUUUUUCCCAAAACAACAUAAUAAAUACAUGAUGUAUAAUAAUGUACUACAAUGCCUCCUUUAUGUAAACUUAUUUUAAUCCAAAUAAAUGAAUGCUUAAGACCAUGAGCUUGCUGGACAUCCAGUUCAGAAACUAUGAACUUUAAUAUAUAAUUCAAUGUUUUACACACUUUUACAAUGAUAUAUUUUUAGUCCAGUAUUUUCCUUCAUUUGAUUUCAUUUCAUUUACCUCAACUUCUAUAUCCAGGUCAGGGUGGUGGCAGGUCCAUUUUUACGGGAAACACUGAGGAAUACCCUGGACAGGUCGCCAAUCCAUCACAUUCUGCUUAGAUUCAAACCCAGACCUCAGGGGUGGUGGACUGCAUAAUAGAUUGCUGCACCACCUAGCACCUAUGCAGUAUUUUAUAUAUAACUUAUAUUUAGUCCAAUAUUAUAUAUUCUGAUGAAAAACAUUAUUCAGAGUACACUAAAAAAUUUUAAAUACUUUUUAAUACUUAAUGGAUUAAAAUAUAAUAAUAAAAAAAACAACCACAAAAAAUUUUAAUGUUUAAUGUUUUAUUAUUUUUAACACAUGCAAACUUUCAGUUUUACAUACUUGAAUAAUUAAAAUAAAUAUAUUGUUAUA
Molecule: messenger RNA, 5903 nt
Organism: Trichomycterus rosablanca
Lineage: Eukaryota; Metazoa; Chordata; Actinopteri; Siluriformes; Trichomycteridae
Gene: phldb1a
Product: pleckstrin homology-like domain, family B, member 1a
Exons: 25
Coding region: 294-4691 (1465 amino acids)
Biological process (GO): regulation of microtubule cytoskeleton organization
Cellular component (GO): basal cortex
Molecular function (GO): protein binding
Source: RefSeq, a predicted model, not a curated record